Ostrea edulis (European flat oyster) is the source of this 1939-nucleotide messenger RNA. Its product is annotated as methanethiol oxidase-like. Lineage: Eukaryota; Metazoa; Mollusca; Bivalvia; Ostreida; Ostreidae. The record is from RefSeq and is a predicted model, not a curated record. Gene Ontology annotation, molecular function: selenium binding. The coding region runs from base 220 to 1668 and encodes 482 amino acids. The transcript is spliced from 11 exons.
AUUGCAAGCAUUAUUCAUUCCAAAUAUUAAUGAAAGACUCUGAUAAUUUUGUUGCAUUCAAUGUGAGACUGGCAUAUGGUAUAUUAUCAUUUUUGAUAUGUCCCUAUUUAAUUGUACUUCGACCCAAGGUAGAGUACCGUGUAAAUGAAAUGUGUACACUUAUCAGUUUAAAGUUCCAGUUAUCGACUUUACGGUGACAUUGAUUACUCCACGGUAGUAAUGGCGUACGUAGGAUGUUGUGGUGGCCCGGGGUAUGCCACGCCCCUGGAUGCUAUGAAACUUGGUCCUCACGAGAAGCUUGUAUAUGUCCCAUGUAUAACCCCCGUCCACAGAAAGAAAGACCUUGCAGAUUAUCUAGCCACGAUAGAUGUGGACCCCAACUCCCCGACAUACAGCAAGGUUAUACAUCGACUUUACAUGCCAAACAAAGAGGAUGAAUUGCAUCAUUCAGGGUGGAACGCCUGCUCCAGUUGUUAUGGAGAUCCCUCCAAAAGCCGGAAUCGUCUGAUCUUGCCGUGUUUGAACAGUGACAGAGUGUAUGUUGUGGACGUGGGAACCGACGAGCGAGCACCGCGGCUGUUCACGAGUGUGGAACCGUGGCAGCUACACGGGAAAGCAAACCUCGGGGCGCCUCACACCACACACUGUUUGGGGUCUGGAGAGGUUCUCAUCAGCUGUAUGGGAGACGAAAGCGGAAACGCAAAAGGUGGUUUUGUCCUGCUGGAUGGACAGUCCUUCAUCGUGAAGGGAAACUGGGAGAUGGAACCGUUAAAAUUUGGCUAUGAUUACUGGUAUCAGCCGUACCACAAUGUGUUGAUCAGUACAGAAUGGGGAGCCCCUAAAGCCUUUAGGAGUGGCUUCAACCCCCAACACGUGACAGAUGGUCUUUACGGUCACCAUCUGAAUGUCAUGGACUGGACCACUCAUGAACUGAUUAAAAGAAUUGACCUUGGGCCAGAUGGUCAGUUACCGCUUGAGAUACGCUUCCUCCACGACCCCACGGCCACAGAGGGUUUCGUGGGCUGCGCGCUCAGCUCUACCGUGUUCCGGUUCUUCCGCGCCCCUAAUGGGCAGUGGGAGGCGGAAAAAGUUAUUAGUAUUCCACCAAAGAAAGUGUCCGGCUGGGCAAUGGACGUGAUGCCAGGUCUGAUCACGGACAUAUUGUUAUCGCUAGAUGACCGCUAUCUGUACUUCAGUAACUGGUGCCACGGCGAUAUCCGGCAGUACGAUAUAACAGAUAGAAGGAAUCCGAAACUUGUGGGACAGGUAUUCCUAGGAGGAAGUAUUUGUAAAGAUGGAAAGGUCAAGGUGCUAGAUGACCCGGAACUAAAGAGCCAGCCCGAUCCGGUGUACGUGAAAGGCGAACGCCUCCGCGGUUCCCCACAAAUGAUUCAGCUGAGUCUGGACGGGAAAAGAUUGUACGUCACCACAUCGCUCUACUCUAAGUGGGACGAACAAUUCUACCCCGACAUGCACAAAAACGGAUGCCAGAUGUACAUUUUGGACGUAAAUAAUGUCACGGGAGGUCUGUCCCUGAACCCGAAUUUCCUCGUUGAUUUCGGCAAAGAGCCCCAGGGUCCUAUGCUAGCCCACGAGGUGAGGUACCCAGGAGGAGACUGCAGCUCGGAUAUCUGGCUGGCUCAUACCGCCAUAAAGAACAAGAUGUAGAUGUGCCGAAGUGAACUUUUAAUGGACAUCUAAUAGAUAUCUAGUGGACGUGCAAUCGAUACCUAAUGGACAUUCUCAUCACUGGAACAAUUUCAUUGGCUUUAUAAGCCAGGCCAUGUUAAUUUACGUUAAUGCUUUCACUAUUGUUUAGUGGUUACAUGAUUUUUAUGAACAUGUGUGUAAUUACUAUGAUUAACGGAUGUGUAAAUUGUAUAUCUAUUGUUAAUGGCUGUUAAAUAUGUAAACCAGAAUUAAACUUACGCAUUAUAAA